Cooperia oncophora is the source of this 1353-nucleotide messenger RNA. The record is from the annotation of a GenBank genome assembly. NCBI's taxonomy places the organism in Eukaryota, Metazoa, Nematoda, Chromadorea, Rhabditida, Trichostrongylidae.
AUGACCAUGCUCCAUGCGAUAAUUCCAAUGCCGUCUGCAGUGACUCGUCGGAAUGUCCUCCCACAUUCACCUGCUUCAACAAGUGCUGUCGACUUAGAAGUGUGUCCAAAUGGCUCCAAAGUUCAGUUCACUUGCACAAACGCCUAUCAGUGUCGAUCUGGCGAAACGUGCCUCUUCGGUGGUUGCUGCCAGCAUGGACGCAAGAAAUCAUUGCACGGCUUGGAAAAGCUAAAGAAGUCAUCACCUGGAACCAAUGAAGAGAUCAGAGAUGUCACUGCAGAUUUACAAGUAAUACAAGACCCCUAUUCAUCGGAUGAGCAGCUGUUCAGUCAUUCAGAAGACUCGAACUCUGCAAGCAUUAAUUCAGUAAAGACAGAGUUACCAGCAAAAACCCCGCCAUCAGUAAAAAAGGUAACCCCAAAAGGCGCUCAAAUGCCAGCAUUCGCACCUACCGACGAGUGUUUGGUGGAUAAUCGAGUCCACUUCUGCAGUCUCAACAAUCCUUGCCCUGAAAUCAGCGAGUGUGUGGAUGGACAGUGCUGCAGAGUGGCAGGGAAACGCUGUCGGAAUGGGCUCCGGCCGUUGAUGCUGCCAACAGUAUGUCGUAAAUCUGAUGACUGUCCCAUCGCGUCUUUCUGUGAGGACAAAUCGUGCUGUCCCCUAGAUAGCAACUUCAUGGAUCAGCCGCUCAAGAAGAAGAUACCAUUCUCUGAAGAGGAAUCGCUUGUGAAGAAGCCGAAGAGUGCUGCCGUUCACGUCGAUUCCAACUCUGCUACAAGAAAGCUGCAAUGCCUCACGAAUCAAGGAUGUCUGCUGGGUGCUUUAUGCCCGGUUGGGUUCACCUGCACACUGGAUGGUCGAUGUUGUCAGUUACCGGUCAGUUGCCCGGAUGGCUCUGCACCUGAGGCCAUGUGUGGAGGCCUGGCGAUGUGCCCAAGUCCAUUGCAUAUCUGCUACGCGAUGGCUGAACGGAUGAACGUUUGCUGUAGGCGAGAAACCGUCCCCACCAUCCCCGUAGUAGGGUCGAUGUGCCCUAUGGGCAGCGUCGAGGGCAACAAGCAAGUGGACUCUUGUGCACAUUCUCAUCGUGUUCCAAUUCAAAUCCGUGCUCCGUGGGAACCUGUAACAAUGGUUACUGCUGCAGUUCCAGUUCAAUGCCCUCAUUUGCAUGUUCCAGCACAGAAACACUUACGCACCGCUAGGUCACUAACCAAAACCAAAAGCAUUCCAAAGGAACUUGAAGAAAACGACUGGCCAGUUGGACCACCUGGUUAUGGGUAUCCCGACCAUCUCGCUCGUCUUGACUCGGUUCUCGUCAAAGCCACUGGAGAUGGCAGUACGUGGUUCCGGUAG